UAGGCCAAGGAAAGGAAGAAGCAGGGAGGAAGAAGAAAAGCUCGCCUACUAGCCAAGUGUCAAUGUUUUCCUUGAAAUCGCAAAACAAGCAAGCCUUUUCUGCACUUUAGUUAACACAUUUGCCCAGUCAGGGCCGCAUUGCGACAGUAGGUUUAAUUUCAUUGGCCCAGCCAUGAAUUUGGGGCCUUCAAACCCCCACGGCAACGGGCUUUUAUUUGCCGGUUUCAACCAAGACCAAGGAUGCUUCGCUUGUGGGAUGGAUAAUGGAUUCAGAGUGUACAAUUGUGAUCCAUUGAAAGAGAAGGAAAGAGAAGAUUUUACUGAUGGCGGUUUGAGCUAUGUUGAAAUGCUCUUUCGAUGCAACUACUUAGCUCUUGUAGGAGGAGGAACUCAUCCCAAAUACCCUCCGAACAGAGUAAUGGUGUGGGAUGAUUUAAAGAAGCAGCCUGUGAUUGCACUUGAAUUCAACGCUCCAGUACGUGGUGUUCGUUUGCGAAGAGACCGUAUCGUUGUUGUAUUGGAAGGGGUAAUCAAAGUCUACACAUUUACACAGAAUCCUCAGCAGUUACAUGUCUUUGAAACUAGUCCCAACCCUAAUGGUUUGUGUGUACUGUGCCCGAACAGUAACAAUUCACUAUUAGCUUUCCCUGGUCGUAAGUCUGGUCAUGUACAAGUCGUUGAUCUAGCAGACACUGAAAGACCCCCACUAGAUAUUGCUGCCCAUGAAGCACCUCUCAGCUGUAUAGCACUUAACUUACAAGGUACUCGACUGGCUACUGCAUCUGAAAAGGGUACCCUGAUUCGAGUAUUUGAUACUGCUAGUGGACUGUUAAUAAAUGAACUGAGAAGAGGUGCUAAUGCGGCAAAUAUUUAUUGUAUUAAUUUCAACCAUGAUUCAACAUGCCUAUGUGUUUCAAGUGAUCAUGGAACAAUCCACAUAUUUUCAGUGGAAGACCCAAAACUUAACAGACAAUCCAGUUUGGCAAGUGCUUCAUUCUUGCCAAAAUAUUUCAGCUCUAGCUGGAGUUUCUGCAAGUUUCAAGUUCCUGGAAACUGUCGUUGUAUGUGUGCAUUUGGAGCGGAUAAUAAUUCUAUCAUCGUGGUUUGUGCUGAUGGCAGCUACUACAAGUUUGUGUACACCAAGAAAGGUGAUAGUUCAAGAGAUGUUAGCACUCAGUUCCUUGACAUGCAGGAUGACAAGUUGUAAAGAAAGAGAAAUUGUUCUCCAUAGAAUAAUAAUAAUAAUAAUAAUAAUGGUAAUACCUACAAAAUAGGACAAACAUGGACAUAUUAUAAGCACAAAUCCUUGUGUUUCUGAAUUUUUAUUUGUACAAUUACCUAGAAGUUUAAGAGUAAUUGCAAAGUGUCAACUCAAUCAUGAGACUAAGCCCUAGUCUCAUGACUCAACGUCUUUCAUUAACUAACACUAGGGACAAACUUCCCUUUCUGAGGAUCAAGACCUCUCAUUUGCUAUUAUGUGGCUAAAGUUGGGGUAUCAUUUCAGACUAAUAAUUGUAUUCAAUGCAAAUUUCAAAUUUGAGUGCAAUCAUGACUUGGAACCAACAAUUAGCUGAACAGACUAUUAUCAUAGGUUUGAUUUGACAGUUGUGCCGUGUACUUCUGUAUAGAGGAUUCUAGAGGAUUUAAAAAAUGUACCAAUAUUUAGGUUUUGUUGUCUGUGAUAAAAUCUCUUACACAGGAUUUGUUCGAUGUUUUCUGGACAAUUUCAGAGUUCCCUCUCUUUAGACCUGAAGUGCAUUUUGGUUGUCAAAUGUUAUGAUGACAAUUUCAGAGAGGACCAGUGAUAUUUUCAUUUUUCUUUGUAAAUUGAUUAUUGGCUGAAAGUACAUGGCACUCUCCCAGUGACAGCAACAGGUCAUCAUGGUUUUGUGAAUUUAGAAUUUAGUACAAUGAAGUUGAACAUUUCUCUCAAAUUUCCUCCUAUCCAUGUUGUGAAUGUUUUUUUUUACUCUUAGCCUUUAAUUGGAGAGAGAGUUGAAGUACAAGUUCAUCACAUUGCUUGCUUUUUAAACCACAGUUCAAUUAAUGAAUUUCACUACGUUGCUGAUUGUUUUCCUUUGCUUGCAUAAAAUGCUAGAGGUUUAUUUAGGAAUGUACUGGUAGAGAAAAAUGUAUUUCCCAUGUAUAUUCUGGCACCAUAUUGUGCUAUGAUCGUUGAUGACCAUACAUAUUGAAAUGUUGAGAUUUCUUUUCAGUCCCCAGUGAAACUUGAGUUAGAAAGAUACUGCCCAUCACUCUCCUUUCAAUAUUUAUAUGUAUUUUACCGAGUCCAGCAUUUUAAUACACUGUUUUUAUCCUGCAACAAGUAGAUUUUAAUGUCAUAUCAAUUGAUAGUGAGUGCUAAGCAGUCAAAGGGUCAAUAUAAUGUAAUAAAU
This is a messenger RNA of Thrips palmi, 2396 nucleotides long. Its product is annotated as WD repeat domain phosphoinositide-interacting protein 3. The transcript is spliced from 8 exons. The record is from RefSeq and is a predicted model, not a curated record. Bases 173 to 1207 code for a protein of 344 amino acids. Gene Ontology annotation, biological process: nucleophagy; autophagy of mitochondrion; protein lipidation. Gene Ontology annotation, molecular function: phosphatidylinositol-3-phosphate binding; phosphatidylinositol-3,5-bisphosphate binding; protein binding. Gene Ontology annotation, cellular component: phagophore assembly site membrane; extrinsic component of membrane; cytosol. Lineage: Eukaryota; Metazoa; Arthropoda; Insecta; Thysanoptera; Thripidae.